GUAUACCGCGCGCGGAUUUUCAUUUUAAUAAAUUGUAUGUUCUUUGUUACAAAAUGUUAAUACAUUGUACCUGUUUUAGAGGCACGCUUACGCGGUUAACCAGUCGAAGUAUUUUGCAGCAUACACUGGUUGGCAUACUAAGGACCGUUCCAAGCUACAGAGGCUUCUCCACAGUUCACGCUUAUCGCUCGAAAUCAAAACAAACCUUUGGGCAACUACUUACGAACUUUGCAACAGUCCGUGGUAAUCGAGAUAUACGGAUAGCGCGAUAUCGGAGUGAUUUCAGAAAUGCCGCUCCGAAAACUGAAAAAACGACCAAAGUAAAGCUUCAUAGAAAGGAUGUGGUACGGCUUAUUGGAUUGGCGAAGACAGAAAAAAUGGUGCUUGCUGGUGCUAUGGGUUGUCUAAUAAUCUCUUCAGCCAUUACAAUGAGUGUACCUUUUGCGCUAGGCAAGAUAUUGGACAUAAUAUUCGAUAAGAAAGAAACGAAUGCGGAUACCAUGAAGAAAUUGAAGGAUUUUUCCUUAGUACUUUUUGGGAUCUUUGUUAUUGGUGGCUUGACAAAUUAUCUGCGAGUUUACUUAUUUAAUAGUGCUUCGCUGCGCAUUGUAAAGGAUUUGCGCUCAAAAGUCUAUCGCCGCAUGCUAUUACAGGAGACAGGCUGGUUUGACACGAAGGGUACUGGUGAGCUGCUUAAUCGCUUAGUUAACGACACCUACAUGAUAGGCAACUCGUUAAGCCAAAAUUUAUCGGAUGGUCUGCGCUCCACCGUUAUGAUUACAUCUGGCACCUCUAUGAUGAUAUAUACCUCACCGAGCUUGGCGCUAGUCAGCACUUUAGUUGUACCAUGCGUAGCUGGCAUGGCCAUCGUUUACGGGCGCUAUGUUCGCAACAUUACGCGUAGCCUUUUGGACAAAUUUGCCGAAAUAUCAAAGUCUGUUGAGGAGCGUUUAGGCAAUGUUAAAACUGUUAAAGCAUUUUGCAGAGAAAUGGAAGAGAGUAGAGCAUAUGAUCUCCUCCUCAGAGAUGCAUUAAACCUUGGUUAUAAAGAAGUGCAAGCACGUUCCAUAUUUUUUGGGUUGACUGGCUUCUCUGGCAAUGUAAUAAUAAUCUCUGUGCUCUAUUACGGCGGCAUAUUGGUUAUAAACGAUGCUCUAAGUAUAGGCGCACUAACAUCUUUCAUACUAUAUGCUGCAUACUCAGCGAUUUCCAUUAAUGGACUCUCCAAUUUUUAUACGGAAUUGAAUAAGGCCGUAGGUGCGGCGCAGCGUGUCUGGGAAAUACUAGAUCGCCAAUAUGCCAUUCCAUUACACACAGGUCUAAUGCCGAAAGAACAUCCUCGCGGCGAAGUUAAAUUCGAAAAUGUACUAUUCUGCUUUCCUGCUCGUGCAGACAGCAUAAUAUUAAACAACUUUAACCUAACACUUCUGCCUGGGGAGACAACUGCGAUUGUGGGUCGCAGUGGAUCGGGAAAAACAACAAUCGCCAUACUGUUACUGCGGCUUUAUGAUCCGCAACAAGGUCGGGUGUUGCUGGAUAAUAUUGACUUGAAAGAAUUAAACCCGACAUGGUUGCGAAGUUAUAUUGGUGCCGUAAAUCAGGAACCCAUACUCUUCUCCGGCACAAUACGCGACAACAUACUUUAUGGACUUAACCCUGGCACCGGAAUUAGUGAAGCGACAUUUGAAGAUGCCAUAAGAAAGGCUCAUGUUGACGAAUUUUCUUCACAAUUACCAAAUGGUCUAAAUACGCUGGUAGGUCAGCGCGGUUUGAUGUUGAGUGGAGGUCAAAGGCAACGUGUAGCCAUAGCAAGAGCGCUUAUAAAGAACCCAGCGAUAUUAAUACUGGACGAAGCUACCAGUGCCUUGGAUUCGGUAUCUGAAGAAUUGGUUCAAAAUGCUAUCGAGCAAGUAUCUAAAGGACGCACAGUACUAACAAUAGCACAUAGGUUAAGCACGAUACGCAAUGCAGAUAAAAUUGCAGUCUUAGAAAAUGGUAGGGUUGUAGAGCAAGGACGUUACCACGAGUUGAUAGCAAGUAAAGCAGGCACAUUCAGAGACUUAGUACGCAAGCAAGCAUUCAUAGUGAAUUCCUGAUACUCAUGUUUUGAUAAACAACAACGAAAUGUUUAAGAAACCGUUUUUGUUUCUUAGUAUAACGACGCAAAACAAAAUCAGUUAAGUUGAAAUGUAGAAAUCCUUCACGUAUGAACUGGUAUUAUUUAUGCAAAUCUCUACUGAACACACCAUACCCUAGCCACUGAUUUUUGUUUUUAAUGUUAUUUAAUCAUGAAGGGG
This is a messenger RNA of Rhagoletis zephyria (snowberry fruit fly), 2297 nucleotides long. RefSeq names its product ATP-binding cassette sub-family B member 10, mitochondrial-like. Gene Ontology annotation, cellular component: mitochondrial inner membrane. Gene Ontology annotation, biological process: oligopeptide export from mitochondrion. The record is from RefSeq and is a predicted model, not a curated record. Gene Ontology annotation, molecular function: ATP binding; ABC-type oligopeptide transporter activity; ATP hydrolysis activity. Lineage: Eukaryota; Metazoa; Arthropoda; Insecta; Diptera; Tephritidae.